Messenger RNA from Sungouiella intermedia, 1281 nucleotides. The record is from the annotation of a GenBank genome assembly. NCBI's taxonomy places the organism in Eukaryota, Fungi, Ascomycota, Pichiomycetes, Serinales, Metschnikowiaceae.
AUGAAGUUGGAUACCUCCCACAUGCGGUAUCUUACCGCAGACGACUUUCGUGUGCUUCAGGCCAUCGAACUCGGCUCAAGAAACCAUGAGUUGGUGCCUACUCAGAUGAUUCACUCCAUUGGAGGUUUAAAGUCUCCAUCUGGUACUAAUAGAGCCCUUGGUGAUUUGGCUAAGCUCAAAUUGGUAUCGAGACUUAGGAAUGCAAAGUAUGAUGGUUUCAGAAUCUCCUACUCAGGUUACGAUUACCUUGCACUCAAGCUGAUGCUUAAUAGAAAUACCUUAUACUCUGUUGGAUCAACCAUUGGUGUUGGAAAGGAGUCGGAUAUUUACUCAGUCAGUGAUCCUCUGGGGCAGCAGAAGGUGUUGAAAAUCCACCGUUUGGGAAGAACAUCUUUCAAGACGGUGAAAAACAACAGAGACUACUUGAAGAACAGAAACACCUCUAACUGGAUGUAUUUGAGUCGUUUGGCUGCAGAGAAAGAGUAUCAGUUCAUGACCAUUUUACACGACAACGGCUUUAUUGUGCCAACACCAUACGACUACUCUAGACACUGUGUGAUGAUGGAGUGGAUCAAGGGUUACCCCAUGAAGCAUAUGAAGAAAUACCCAGCAUACAAGAAGUUAUACUCUGAUUUGAUGAACUUCAUUGUGAAGUUAGCCAACCAUGGAUUGAUCCACUGUGAUUUCAAUGAAUUUAACAUUAUUAUUCGUGAAGACGCAAAGAGAGACGGCUACGAGUUUGACUUCGUGGUGAUCGACUUCCCACAGUGUGUUUCCAUUGAACAUACUGAUGCCAAGUUCUAUUUUGACAGAGAUGUUCAAGGAAUCCAGACAUUUUUUGAGAAGAAAUUCAACUAUAAACCUGAUCAUGAUGGGACCAUGCUUGAUACAGACGGAUAUGGAGAGGGAUAUAAAUACGCAUAUCCCAACUUCAAAAGAGAUGUGAAGAGAGUUAAGGAGUUGGAUGCGGAAGUCAAGGCUUCUGGUUGGACCAAAAAGAAGAACAAGGAAGAUCGUGAUUUGGAAAGUGCAGUUCAAGGUAUGAGAGCUCUUGAUUUGGAAAACGAGGAAGAUGGAGACGAUGAGGAUUUGUCUGAGGUUGACUCUCAAGACGAAGAUGAUGAUGAUGGCGAGUACAGCGACGAGGAAUUCGAUGAGGAAUUUGAGGAUGAAGAAGAAGAGAGCGAUCAUGAAGAGAAUGAGAAGAUCAUUGAGGCCAUUUCAGCAGGAUCCAAAAACUUAAAGAUGGAUAAGUUAGGAAAUUACAUCUUAGAAGAGUGA